CAUUUUUCUCGUACACAAUUAAGGUCAUGGUGUCUCGAACCAUUGAGAAAACACGAGUUGUGGCGCUUGAGCUAUAUCCGGUUUCAUCCACAGGAAGUGCAUAAAAUAGAAACUGGUAAAUAUUUUUCAGACAUUUUUGUGAAUAUUUCAACACAACAAAGAGGAUUUAAUCUUUCCAGAUGAGCUCGUCAUCCAAAAGAAGGAAUUCGGAGAAGAGAAAGGAGAAAUCUCGGGAUGCAGCACGCUGUCGCCGCGGGCGGGAGACAGAGAUUUUCUCGGAGCUGGCGGACCAGAUCCCGCAGUAUAGCGGGGGUCACAGUUCACUGGAUAAGGCCUCUAUAAUGAGACUCGCCAUCAGCUACCUGAAAGUCAGUAAAAUAAUGGAGACACAGCGGAACAACAGACAUGCCCCAUGUGAGGAGUUUGAUUCUCUGUACAGUAAAGCUCUGGAUGGAUUUGUGGCCAUCUUGUCUAACGAAGGCGACCUUGUCUACAUCUCCGAGGGAGUCUCCAAAUACCUGGGCAUUCAACAGGUGGACCUAGUGGGGCAGUCCAUCUACGAAUUUGUCCACCCCUGCGACCAUGAAGACAUUACGGACAUUUUCCACAACAACGGCCGAGACAAGAAAAAAUCCAAAGAUGCCCACCACACUUUCUUUGUCAGGAUGAAAUGUACCCUGACCAACAAAGGCAAAAAUGUCAACCUUAAGUCGGCCACUUACAAGGUAAUGAAGUUUUCAGGGAAGCUGAUUGAGGACAAGGUCAAGAACGAGUCAGGGGGAGAGGGGAACCCACCCUACCUGCUGGUGAUUGGGGAACCCAUACCCCACCCCUCAAACAUUGAGAUCCCCCUGGAUAGAAUGACGUUCCUCAGCAGGCACAGCAUGGACAUGAAAUUUACGUACUGUGAUGACAGAGUGAAGGAUCUGCUGGGAUAUAACUGUUCAGACCUGAUUAACAAGUCUUUGUUCGACUAUCAUCACGCCAUGGACAGCGAAUUAAUAGACCAGGCCUAUAAAUACUUGGUUGCCAAGGGACAAGUGAUGACCAGUCAGUAUCGAUUCCUUGCCAAAACCGGAGGUCAUGUCUGGGUCAUCACUCAGGGGACGGUCAUCUACAACAGCCGCACCCAGAAACCCCAGUGUGUGGUCUGUGUCCACUACGUUCUCAGCGGAAUUGAGAACCCGAGUUUGAUUUUGUCCACGUCCCAGCAGACCUACAGCCAACAAUUACCCAUGAUCCCUCUGGAAAUCAAACUCAGCACCGAGGACGUCUUCAAACCGCGGCCAGAAAACGUUAAAGUAGACGAGUUCUACUUCCCACCGGGCAGCAAGAUGUCCUCGAUGAAAGUUGACAAGAACGUAGAUCUGACCCACCUGGCCCCGACCUCGGGAGACACCUGUGUGCCCCUCAUUGAUGAGAGCUGUGUUCCGUUCUCCUCUAACCUACCCCUGCCUGUCCUUAAGGAGGAGCCGGAUGUCUUCAGUAAAAGAGUCUGUUCUCAGCAGGCUUAUUCCCCCUUAUCAAGUCCAGCGUCUGUGAGCCCUGCCCCGGUCAGCCCGAUGGACUACACUAACCCCCUGACCCCUAGUGUCGUGGACGCCAUGGACAAGUUCUUCUCCGCCGUCGACACCUACCCCAGGAAAGACCAGGCCGCUGCCGAUCUUGACAUGGAUAUGAGGGCCCCUUACAUCCCCAUGAAUAAGAAGGAGGAUUUCAGUUUACUGCCACCCACCAGUGAUGCGUUGUUUACCAUCAACAAUGACUUCAAUCCAGGCUUGUUUGGACGUACAGAGUCCGUAUUUGUACCUAAGGACAAGCUGUACCAGGACCCACCUAAGGAGGCGCGUAUGAGUAUCCGUGACAUGUUGGUGGGGAGCACCGCGGUGGCCAGCAUCGAGCAGCCCCCCGACACGUUCAACCUCCAGAUGAAGCGCCCCCUAGACAUGAACAGCCUGGAGAAAGGCCCGCCCACAAAAAAACGCUUCAUACAGGAGUAUCAGGAGCCUCCAAAGAAGCACAGCGUCCUGAUGAGUCUCCUGGUGAACGGUGAGGACCCUCCCACGGGGUACUCCGUCGUCCGCAAAACUCCGCAGCAGCUGCCGCAGACGCAGCCCAAAGCUUAUUUUCCGGCAUUGCAACUCAAGGGGAACAACUCUGGUGGUAAGAGGAUGCCCCUGAAUCCGGUUUUGGAGGAGGAAGUGAUAGAGACUCCGGACGUGCUGCUCCAGAAUCCGGAUUUACUGGCCGCCCUCGAGCUGUUUCUGCCGAAUUCCGAGCUUAUGUGACAUCACUUUAUUUUGUUUCCAUGGUAACUGAUUUUGUGGAGCCAGCAAGAGGAAAGAACAGUGACUUAGCAUUGCUAUGGAACAUUUAUUGUUGCUAUGUAACACUUACUUUUUUUUGUAUUGUCAACUUGUGUUGUUUUUAACAUUUAAAAGAAAUGCUUUACAAUUUAUUUGUUAUGUAUAACAUUUAGUAUCCCGUGUUGUUAGGGUCAUUUGAUUUUUGUUGUUAUUGUUUAUAGUAUAGAUUUCAGUUUUGUUUUUUUUUUAAUUAAGUUCAUAACAUUUUUUGGCAACAUUUGUUACAGAUUUAGGAAUUUUUGAUUUUGAAAACAAAAAAAAAGACAUUUGCUUGUUUAGCAUAUGAAUCAUGUUAAAGGUGUAAAAAAAAAAUAAACUGCUUGUAGAUUUGGAGCUUUUUAAAUGGCAAGAUAUGAUUUUUCAACUUGCAAAAUGUCAAUAAUUUUUUUAUUCUUUGUUACUGCUGCAAGGUUCAUCAAUUUGUCCUGCUCAUUUUUUUUAUUCGCUACAACUUUUAGCACUACACAACUAAUCAAAAACUCAAUCUUAUAUAUAAGGAGAUAUUUUAAUAUAUAUUUUUCUUGAAAGGAAAAAAAUAUUUAAAAAAUUAUUUUGAAAAAAAAAAAGAAAAAAAAUUAAAGAGGAAAAAAAAGAAAAAAACUUAAAAAAAAAAAUACAAAAAAAAAUGUAGGAUAGGAUAAUAUGAUAAAUGUGAAAUGCGGUGUUGUGCUAAGUGCAUGUAUACAUAUAUUUUAUUAUAGUGAGUUUGUUAACGAUGUAGUGCUAUACAUACACGAUUUUCUCUGUUCUACAAAUGCUGCCAUAUGAAGAAUUUUACAUUAGAGAUUAUUAGAAUUUCUGCAUCGUCUCGCUCGCUCAUUAUUUCACCUCAGCGACAUGGAAUUGGCUUUCCAGAAUCAUUUUAUUUAAAUCCCUAACUCUGAUGUUAAUUCUGAUUCUUGCUGUUUAUUUGCAAGACAAUUUUUUGCCUAACUAUCUGUCUCCCAAUUUGGCCCAGAAGCUUGAAGUAAAAUUUUCACCAAUGACAAAGAUCAAUGGUUAUAAAUUGAAAGUUGUUUUCAUGUUCUCAGUAUACAUUAUCCACAAAUUAUUUUCGAUAUUUUCAUAACUGACAAAUAAUUGACAAAUAUUUAUUUUCACUUUAAUGGAAAUAGCCAGGUUGUAUUUUCGUUUGAAGACCUUCUAGGUCUCUGUGGAUAAUUUGUUAAGAUCUGAGUGAAUUUUCUGGGCUCUGUCUAUUAUGGUAUAGGGCACUCAUGUUCCAUUUUUUCAAAAAAAAAUGAAAUUUUCUUUUUUUAUUAGGCAACUCAUGAUGGGUUGGUAGGGCAGUAUCAUAGUACAGAGCUGUAUUGAUACAUGGCUUCAAAAUGGUUCUGUUUAAUUUGAUUGCAGGUAAAAAAAUGUAUAUGAUACAGUGUGGCCAUAAAAUUUUCCAAUAUUGGUUUUUAAUAUGUUUUAAUUUCAUGUUAAGACUUCUGAUCUCGGGCAGGACCCGAAGCAUGGUAGUCUCAGUUAAAUUUAAAUUUUUUUUUCCUCAUGAAAAAAUGUUUAACCAAGAAGAGUCAAGGAAAGCCUUGUUUCUUUUAAACACUAAACUAGAGUGUAAAUGAUUUCUUUUUACUUGGAAAAUACAGGAUACUAAAUAUUGGUACUUAUCUCCCUUUAAGAGAUAUUGUUAGUUUAUUACAUGUAUCUCCCUUUGAUAGUAAUUGUUGGUUUAUUAUCUACCUUCUGUCAUCUAGUAUAACAUACAUUGUACCCACAACUCUUGUUGUGUGCGAGCCAUAUUCAUCUUUUCCUUGUUUUGGGAAGAAAAAAAAUUUUGUUUUCAUGUGUAUCGUACCUAUUCAAUUCAUUGUAAAUGAACAUAUUGUAGUACAAUAAAAUAAAAAUAACAAAA
Saccostrea cuccullata (small rock oyster) is the source of this 4227-nucleotide messenger RNA. Its product is annotated as hypoxia-inducible factor 1-alpha-like. The coding region runs from base 180 to 2288 and encodes 702 amino acids. Gene Ontology annotation, biological process: regulation of transcription by RNA polymerase II; cellular response to hypoxia. The transcript is spliced from 15 exons. Lineage: Eukaryota; Metazoa; Mollusca; Bivalvia; Ostreida; Ostreidae. Gene Ontology annotation, molecular function: protein dimerization activity; RNA polymerase II transcription regulatory region sequence-specific DNA binding; DNA-binding transcription factor activity, RNA polymerase II-specific. The record is from RefSeq and is a predicted model, not a curated record.